AUGACAAAUACGUCUGAUUACGACGACCCUCGAAAACUACAAUCGCAGGACGGUCGCUAUUUCGACAACCCCGCAAGUCCUGAUCCCACCAAAAUGUGGCAACAUGCCAAUUUCGACCAGUUUUACAACGAUAGGUUCCAAUACACCCUGUUUCUUCCUCGAUACCACGACCAAAGUCAAAGCCAAAACCCACAAACUCAAAGCCAAAACAACCAUGAUCAAAGCAUAAACCACGACCAGCACAGAAUCGACCCAAGAAACCAAAAUUUACUCCCACAUAACCCCCACUCCAUCCCCCACAUCUACAACGGAUCCUCCCUCCACGUUCCGAUGCAAAACCAACGACGAUUCGCCCCAGAACAGCCCGAGACAGUGUCGUUUGUGUCUGGGCUUCCCUCCGCAACCAUCAACUAUGUCUCGAAAGAAUCGUCUCCCGAUGACUUUCUCACCUACUUUGACUUUUCUGCCCACGACUCCACCCCAGCUACCCCCAAGGACCACGAUUUGGCGCCUCCAAAUAACCCAAAACCAAAGGAAUCCCUCCACGUCCGUGCCUCCAAACCGCCCGUGAUACCCAAGAAAAAACCCACUUUCAUCCCGUUAGACAAUCUAGACAACAAAUUGUUGCUGAAAUUCAAAGAACCCUUGGCUUCGUCCCAUUCAGAUUCCAGCUUCGACGUGGACGACCACCUUCGCAUCCAAGAUCCCGAUUUGGAGGGGUUUCCAGGAGACGACUACAGGCUCCAUCAGUUUCAAACAGACACUACACCUCUCAUGAAACCUCCUACAUCCAUCCAGAACGACUACUUUGACUUUUACGAUACCGGCUUGGAGCGCAAGAGCACAAAUUCGUCCAAAGAUAUGGCUAACAAUACCGGUUCCGAUCAGGAAUUCGCCCAGUUUGUUCCUGAACCAGAACUAGAGCCACUUCCCUUCCAUCCUCCGGAAUAUCAUCCCGAUCCAUUCGACGUCGAACCGGUGCCGCUCGCCAAACUGUACAUAUCUCACCUCGACAUCGAAAGACCAACGUUCCACCGCACCGAUUCGAACCAGAGCAACGCUUCGAUAUCUUCCAUCGGUUCCAACAAAGACGCUAUCAAGAAGAAAAAACCGGGGAAAGGUUCGGUUUGUGUGAUUUGUGAAAAAUUCAUCUCAAGAGACCUUACGAGGCACAUGCGUAUCCACGACGAAGUUGGCCGUUUCAAGUGUGUCUACCCGCGCUCUACGUGCUCACACAAAACUGGAAAGUUUAAUCGCCCCUACGACUACAAAAAGCACCUUCUUCGUGCUCACUUCAAAUUCGAUAAUCCGCGCGGCCGAAGUCAUAGUACUCUCACCGACAUGAUUCCACUCGAUGGCCUGUGUGCAGCGUGUGGGGCCCGGUUCCUGGCCCAGGACUGGCUAAAUGACCAUGUUUUGGGUGGUACUCAUCGCUGCCCGGGCCUCGUACGAGGCGAUCAAUAG
This is a messenger RNA of Meyerozyma guilliermondii ATCC 6260, 1464 nucleotides long. RefSeq lists its product as uncharacterized. The record is from RefSeq and is a predicted model, not a curated record. Lineage: Eukaryota; Fungi; Ascomycota; Pichiomycetes; Serinales; Debaryomycetaceae. Bases 1 to 1464 code for a protein of 487 amino acids. The transcript has a single exon.